CUAUGGUUUCACAAAACAAUAUGGCCGCUCCCGGCUGGGAAUCCAGUCUCCGAGUCUGGGCGCCCGCAGCGGCUGAAUAAGAAGCGCCUGAAGGGUCGCGAGGUUAAGGCUGGCCACUGGACAGCGGGAACAGCCUGGCUUUGCCGAGGCGCCAAUGGCAGGCAGUGUGGACGAGGAAGCACUACACCAGCUGUACCUGUGGGUAGACAACAUCCCUCUGUCCCGGCCCAAGCGAAACCUUUCCCGGGACUUCAGUGACGGAGUCCUGGUUGCGGAGGUCGUCAAGUUCUACUUUCCGAAGAUGGUAGAGAUGCACAAUUAUGUCCCUGCCAACUCUCUCCAGCAGAAGCUCAGCAACUGGAGUCACCUGAAUAGGAAAGUGCUGAAUAAACUGAACUUCUCGGUACCAGAAGACGUGAUGCGCAAAAUCGCGCAAUGCGCCCCGGGCGUGGUGGAGCUGGUGCUCAUCCCGCUAAGGCAGCGCUUGGAGGAGCGGCAGAGCUUGGGGGAGCGGCAGAGGUGCAGGAAGACUGGCUUGAGCUCCUCACAGGAGCUGGCUUCCCAGGAUGGCAGCGGCUACAUGGAUGUGGGUUUGUCCCAGAAGGUCCGAGGAGAAGGUGCCCCAGAACCACAGGGAGGAAGACUGCUCAGGGGGAGCAGGCUGCCUGUGCCCAGGCCUCCGGGAUACAGCCAGGCGCUGCAGGGCGACCCAAGCUUCAUCCUUCAGAUCGCUGAAAAGGAGCAGGAGCUGUUGGCCUCGCAGGAGACAGUGCAGGUCCUGCAGAUGAAGGUGAGGCGCCUGGAGCACCUACUCCAGCUCAAGAACGUGCGCAUCGACGACCUCUCCCGGAGGCUCCAGCAGGCGCAGCGGAAGCAGCGGUGA
Trichechus manatus latirostris (Florida manatee) is the source of this 883-nucleotide messenger RNA. RefSeq names its product sperm flagellar 1 (gene SPEF1). Lineage: Eukaryota; Metazoa; Chordata; Mammalia; Sirenia; Trichechidae. Gene Ontology annotation, molecular function: microtubule binding. The transcript is spliced from 7 exons. Gene Ontology annotation, biological process: regulation of cytoskeleton organization. Gene Ontology annotation, cellular component: axoneme. Bases 155 to 883 code for a protein of 242 amino acids. The record is from RefSeq and is a predicted model, not a curated record.